AUGAAGGAAAUUUUCGUUUUGAGAAUCAAAAUAAAAGAGUUUCCAAAGGCGGAUUGGCUUAUAAAAGACGGGAAAUGGACGGCCAACGUUGACAUUAGACGAUGUUUCAAUCAACAAACAACCAUUACCGAUCUUUAUCUCGAAGUGAGAGAUCAAGGCACUGGAAAGAAAGGAUCCGCGCAGAUCAGACACGAUCCACUCUCAACGGGCUUCCAAAUCGUUCCACUAAAGCCUGGAUAUACAAUAAACACUACAAAACUUUAUUUGGCUGUAUUUCAGGAUCCCCACCACUCGGCCACUGAUGGCGAGCUGGAGAUGCGAUGUGUGGGAAGUGAGCGGCCUUUGAGGGCACAGAUCCACUCAUACGCUGUCAGAGUCGGUGACACAAUGACUGUGGACAUUCCGGAGAGUUGGACUGAGAAGUGUCAUGUGAUUCGGUUAAAGUGGCUACGAAAGCUGAAUCGCGGAGGGGAUUCUCGUGAGCGCUUAAUGGUGAUCCCCAAAACGGAUUCGAGUUCGGAGAGUGGCGAGUUGAAUCUCGCAUUUCUUCACCCAAUCAACUACUCAUCGCAGUACACGGUGGGAGAGCGUGUCACUGUGAAAGCGAGUGUACAAGAUGAUACGUACAACUAUAUGGUUAUUUGCAAUGGAAAGGAUUUGACUCGUUCUGCUCGAAUCGAUCACAGUAAAACGAUCAAUUUUGAGGCGACAAGGAAAAUGUUGGGGAAUUGUGUCAUUUAUCUUUACAGUACGAAGACUCAGCAAGUGGAUAUGUUGCUCUUUUUCGUCAGUGACAAGUGCACGGGAUCAACAAUUCCAUCAAGAGAUACUAUGAAACCUGGGCAAAAAAUUACGAUCACGAUGAAUGGACAGAAAAAUGGAUAUGUGAUUAUGAGAACGCUUGAUGAGAAAAUCGCUAAAUUAAUGAAAAAAAAUGGAUAUGUGAUUAUGAGAACGCUUGAUGAGAAAAUCGCUAAAUUAAUGAAAGAAGAUCAACCCGGUUUGCCGAAACUCUGGGAAGGCCUCUUCUUUGCUCGAAAUUUCCAAAAAGAAGAACAAAUUCGAAUGUUCAAUUUAGUGACCUUAAAAAGCAUCAAGAAUAUUAUCACAAAAAAUUGUGCCAUCGCUGGUUCUCUCUUUAAUCAUAAAAUCUUGGGAGGAACUUGCCCCGAAGGAAAAGCCUCAACAUCAGCUGUUUCUGAUUUAUGUAUGCGACAAAUCACAACGAAUUGUCAGCCUGGCAUCACUCCAACUCAAGAAGCGGUUUGUGAUCGAAUGGGCUCGUCAGCCAGUUGCAGCUCUGGAAAACUGCAAAAAUUACGGGCUAAACUACCAGAUAAUGUGCGCAGCAGUUCGUUCAUGCGUUCAUUUGGUCGACCGACGACUUUUAUGGACGAUUUCGAGUUAGAGCCACCGAUUCUCCCGUCAGAUGAGAUGACUUUCACACGCUCGUAUUUCCCUCAUGUUUGGAUCUUUGAUGACUAUUCGUUGGGUCCAUUUGGCACUUCAGCGAUUCAAGAAGAAGCUCCACAUUCGGUUGGUCGUUGGGUGAUUCAAAGUGAUUAUUGGGCGCCGAAUGAGUUCUCAUUUUGUUCAGCGAUUCCAAAAUAUGUCACUUCAACAAAAUCUUUCUUUAUGGAGAUUGACAUGCCGAAAAAUGUUUACGUAAAUGAAUCGGUUACAGUCAAGAUCUCAGUGACAGCAAAUGAUUUAGAAGAAGAGAAACAGCUUUCAAUUUGUUACGGUAAUCUGCCGAGACAAUUGUGCGCGGAUAUGGGCCCGGCUGGAACCCAUGGACUACCCGCUUACUCAAGAAUUGUUCUUUCCAAAACCCAUCCAAUAACAACAAAGACUUUCAACAUGAGAUUUUUCAAAACCGGAGAAGUGAAGAUUGUGUUCAUGCUGAGGACUGAGGUUUAUGUGCCUGGGGAAGAGAAUCGAUGCGCAAAUGGGGAAGUGUUGGAUUCGAUUGAGCAACCGAUUAUGAUAGCGAAAAGAGCCGAAACAGAAGAGCACUAUCGACGAUUGAUUUUAUCAAUCGAGAAACCAGUGAGCAAAUCGUUAAAUGAUGCGAUUGAAGAGGUCGAUAGGGCGGAUGUUAUACGGCCAAAUAUCUUAGAUGUUUACGAGUAUCGAGCUCCUCACGAGGACGCACUGAUCUCCGAAAUUCACACCAACAUCGCUGACACUGAUUCCGUUUACAGUAUCACGGCCGAAAUCUCGAAGUUUUUACCGUCCAUUUACAUUCCAUUACGUAUUUCAAAUGAGUUGCGAGAGUCGGAAGCGUCAAGAAAAAAACGAGGAAUUGUUGGUUAUGGAAACACUUUCCUCUCCGAUGUCAUCAAAAAGCUCUCUGUUGAAUUGUACAAAUUCAAAUUAGAGCGAACGGUGUUGAGAAGAAAUGAUGCAACGACGGAGUUCUUGGAGAACAAUAUUGGAGCUUUGGUGGCUGACAUGUUGCGAUUCUCGGAUUGCUCGACGAACUCUUCUUGUGGUUAUUAUGAGUACGGACGACCGAUCAAUCAAAAUCAACGAUCGCCAGUUCUAACCGCAAUGUCAACCUCGCUUCUUUGUGAAGCGAUCGCUGACGAGAAACUCGUUUGCGGGAGUAUUCGAUGGUUGCAAGAAGUGAUGGUUCAAGAUUUCCACGAAAACGAGAGCAACUCAUUCACAAAUUUCAACGGAUUAGCUGACAUUGAUUCCUCUGAUCGUGCCUGGUUUUUGCGGGGAAUGUUGUUACAAAUCUCACAGGAUUGUGCUGCAUACACUUGUGUGAAAAACGACGAAGCUUGGAGCCGACUUUACGAGUAUUUCUACGACUUUGAGGAGAACGAUUUGACUGAUUUGAGAGCCGUUGCAGCGCUGGCUUAUAUGGCGACAAAUGCGACGAAUCACGUGCUAAGGCAGAAAUUGAAUGCAUCGAUUAAAGAAAACGUUUUCCCCUAUUGGGAAGCCGGGCGCAGAUCGCGUAACGUGCUCGAUCGGCUGCAGAACGGGCAACAGAAUUUCUUCAACUUGAAAGGGAUCAAGAGUGGUGACGUGCUGGUGAACGCAUUGGGAGUGCUUGCGUUUGUCGGUCGAAGUGUCGAUGUGCCAAAGUUGAUGGAUUUCGACUCACUCGCCGAUUGGAUUUACGAGCAAAAGAAAGAGGAUGGGACUUAUGAAAAUGCUUUGGACACUUAUUUCGCAGCUCGUGCCCUUUACGAGUACCGUAGUCGGAAAGUCGACAUCGGGCCGCCGAAUGAGAAUCUCAUUGUUGAGAUCUCGGCUCCGCAUUUUGCCAAGAAAAUUGUUAAUGUUACUGAUACGUCAAUGCUGAUUUAUCUGCCGACAAACGUUCGAAAUAUCACAAUCAAAACAAAAGGCUUUGGUAAAGUAAAGGCCGGGAUUCGUGUAUUAGCUGCAAGGCGACAACGAAAUCGAAGAGAGCUUUCCGAGCCGGAUCUUCCAAUCAAAAUGACCGUUAAUCAGCAAAAAGAUCAACAACGAGAUAUCAUUAUGCAGACUGUUUGUUUAACUUCUUUGUCUCCAUUAAUCGACACUUUCGAGAUCGUUCACGGGCUUUUCACCGGUUUCACAACUUACUUUGACAAGGUGGAAAUCGUUGGGCAAUCCGAUCUCAAAAUGAUCAAUCUGCCGAUGGUUUCCUCGUAUGCGAUUCAUAUGACCGUUCAGCUGAACAAAACGAACACACAAGGAUGUUAUAAAGUAGCCGUUUUCCCGCCAAAUCAUCCCCAUGAGCCGACCUCUUUAGCGCCGGUGGAGAUCAGUUGUCGACAUCCAGUAAAUGAUAUCGUUGGUCAAGUGUUGAUCUCACAUCCAGAUGCGGUGGCUCGGGGGAAAACAAAACGAAACGCCGCCGUGCACGCCGUUUUGAGGCUGAGAAAGCAUUCAUCCAAACGGCGAGCUCGUGCCGCAAUCGAUGAAACGAUCGAGUCUGUGUGUUUCAAUGGUGGUCAGUGUACUUGCGGUGAAAGUACUUGUGCGGACACUUAUUUCGCAGCUCGUGCCCUUUACGAGUACCGUAGUCGGAAAGUCGACAUCGGGCCGCCGAAUGAGAAUCUCAUUGUUGAGAUCUCGGCUCCGCAUUUUGCCAAGAAAAUAGUUAAUGUUACUGAUACGUCAAUGCUGAUUUAUCUGCCGACAAACGUUCGAAAUAUCACAAUCAAAACAAAAGGCUUUGGUAAAGUAAAGGCCGGGAUUCGUGUAUUAGCUGCAAGGCGACAACGAAAUCGAAGAGAACUUUCGGAGCCGGAUCUUCCAAUCAAAAUGACCGUUAAUCAGCAAAAAGAUCAACAACGAGAUAUCAUUAUGCAGACUGUUUGUUUAACUUCUUUGUCUCCAUUAAUCGACACUUUCGAGAUCGUUCACGGGCUUUUCACCGGUUUCACAACUUACUUUGACAAGGUGGAAAUCGUUGGGCAAUCCGAUCUCAAAAUGAUCAAUCUGCCGAUGGUUUCCUCGUAUGCGAUUCAUAUGACCGUUCAGCUGAACAAAACGAACACACAAGGAUGUUAUAAAGUAGCCGUUUUCCCGCCAAAUCAUCCCCAUGAGCCGACCUCUUUAGCGCCGGUGGAGAUCAGUUGUCGACAUCCAGUAAAUGAUAUCGUUGGUCAAGUGUUGAUCUCACAUCCAGAUGCGGUGGCUCGGGGGAAAACAAAACGAAACGCCGCCGUGCACGCCGUUUUGAGGCUGAGAAAGCAUUCAUCCAAACGGCGAGCUCGUGCCGCAAUCGAUGAAACGAUCGAGUCUGUGUGUUUCAAUGGUGGUCAGUGUACUUGCGGUGAAAGUACUUGUGCGGUUCGGUGCAAUUCCUGUCAACGAUCCACCCCGCAAAGCGUUCGGAAAGAGAUCUGUCGAGAUGGGGCUUUUGGUAUCUUCGGUAAACUCAUCGAAAAGCGUGAAUCCACUAUUUCUGUCGGUUCUUCAACUGCCAUUUACAAUAUCUAUAAGAUGCAUGUUUUGCAAACGUUGAUGAGAGAUGAGAUAAUCGAAAUGAGAAAUAAUCAAAUCGAGAUCUGGUUGAGGAAAUGCAAUCAACGAUGCAAUAAAGAUAUUUCGAUAAACAAAGAAGAAUCGUAUUUUGUGAUCGGUGACAGAAAUGAUUUAAUUGUGGAUACGGAUGCUAGAACAAACUACGUGCUCCGAUUGACGGAUCGUUUCGAAAAAUCGGUUUCCGAGUGUGGUCUCUAUCAAAAUAUUUUCUGGAGUGGACCAUUCAAUUACACGAGUUGUGACGAUUCGAAAAGACGC
Messenger RNA from Mesorhabditis belari, 5253 nucleotides. Lineage: Eukaryota; Metazoa; Nematoda; Chromadorea; Rhabditida; Rhabditidae. The record is from the annotation of a GenBank genome assembly.